UGUUGCUAUCUGUCUUGCCUACAUGGGAAUCACUUGGAAUGGUCUGCAGACCUCGAGCAAAAGAGGUCUUGCCGAAUUUGUCUGAAGGUGGUGAUAUUAUUCUGGGCGGCAUAUUUUCGGCACAUUUAGAUGUGAAACAUGAUGUUCCAUCAUUUGCUAUUAAGCCAAAUGACAUCCAAUGCGAAAGCUUUGACAUGACGAAGUAUCGUCUGAUGCAGACCAUGAUAUUUGCUAUUGAAGAAAUAAACCGGAGUAAAACUCUACUUCCGAAUAUCACUCUGGGUUAUGAGAUCUACGACGACUGUUCGACGUCAGCGAUAGCAUUGAAAGCAGCGCUGGCUUUGGUUAAUGGAAAGCAAGAACGAAUUGAAUAUCCUGAAUGUAAAGGUUCUUCCAACGUUGCAGCUAUUAUUGGUUGUGAUAUAUCCACGUCCUCCAUUGCAGCCGCAACGACAAUUGGACAGUUCAGAAUCCCAAUGGUUAGCUACUUCUCCACUUGCUCCUGUCUGAGCGACAAGCAGGAGUAUCCCACUUUCUUUAGAACGAUACCAAGCGACAAAUAUCAGUCCAAACUUCUUGCUGAACUUGUGAAAACGUUUGGCUGGAAUUGGAUUGGGACUAUUAGAAGCAACACAGAUUAUGGGAAUUUUGGAAUGAGAACAUUUAUCGAAGAGGCCCAAAAACAUGGGAUUUGCAUCGCGUACUCUGAAUCGUUUUACAGAACCGAUCCCACUGAGAAAAUCAGGAAAAUUGUUCACGUAAUGAAAGAGGCAACGACAAACGUUGUGAUUGGAUUUCUGCAUGGCGGAGACAUGCGAGUGUUAAUUAAAGAGAUUUUGCGCCAAAAUAUAACGGGAAUACAAUGGAUUGGAAGUGAAGGUUGGGUGACAGAAGAUAUUUUCUCACCUGAAGAAAGAGGAAGGUUUCUUAUUGGGGCCAUCGGUCCAUCAACCCGUAGAACGGAAAUAGACGGCCUCAGAGAUUAUCUUGUGAAAAUCCACCCUUCCAGGUUUCCUGACAGCAUAUUUGUGAAGAAGUUUUGGGAAACUGUAUUCUCGUGCACUUUAACAAACGGCAACAGGACCAUGACUGGAAGUUCUGCAAGUAAUGUGCAGCCAUGCACAGGUAAUGAACAUUUGGAUGGUUUAGAAAAUGCCUACCUUCCAGCGAUAAUGGACGGAAGUUCCUACCACGUUUAUAAAGCGGUAUAUGCCGUCGCCCAUGCACUUGACGAUAUGCUGUCCUGUGAAGAAGGCAAUGGCCCGUUUAUGAAUAAUACUUGUGCUCAUAUUUUAAGCUUUGAGCCCUGGCAGUUGCUACAUUACCUACAGUCGGUAAAUUUCACUGCUAAGAAUGGAGAAAUCGUGCAUUUUGACGCAAGUGGAGAUCCAGUCGCAACGUAUGAAUUAGUAAAUUUACAAAUGAAUUUGGAAGGAUCAAUUGAAAUUGUAAAUAUUGGAUAUUAUGAAAGUUCAGCACCAGAGGGUCAAGAACUUGUCCUGAACAUCGGAGAUAUUAUUUGGAGCUCCAGAGGAAAGCAGAUUCCACGUGCCCUUUGUUCUGAACCUUGCGCUCCCGGGACAAGAAAGGUCAGCAGGAAAGGUCAGCCAACUUGUUGUUUCGACUGCGCAGAGUGCGCCGAUGGUGAGAUCAGCAACGUCACAGAUUCUACCGAUUGCGUGAAGUGUCCUUUGGAAUACUGGUCCAAUCAGCAAAAAGAUCGAUGCAUUCCCAAAAAGAUUGAAUUUCUUUCUUUCCAAGAGGUUCUCGGCUGCGUCUUAGUGGCCCUUGCUUUAUUGGGAGUGUGCCUUGCACUGGGUGCAGCUGCUGUCUUUUUCCACUUUCGGGGAACUCCUAUCGUUCGAGCGAACAAUUCGGAGCUGAGUUUCCUACUUCUCUUUGCGCUAACGCUUUGCUUCCUGUGCUCACUCACCUUCAUUGGGAAACCGACCGGAUGGUCCUGUAUGUUGCGGCGGACUGCGUUUGGAAUUGUGUUUGUUCUGUGUAUUUCCUGUAUUUUGGGGAAAACUAUUCUUGUCGUGAUCGCUUUUAAAGCAACUCUUCCCAACAACAACAUGAUGAACUGGUUUGGCCCGAUGCAGCAACGGUUAGGAGUGUUUAGCCUCACAUUUCUUCAAGGUUUAAUUUGCACGAUCUGGCUCAUUGUAUCACCUCCCCAUCCAAUGAAAAACAUGACGUAUUAUAGAAACAUUAUAAUUUUGGAAUGUGAUAUGGGUUCUUUAAAAGCCUUUUAUUUUGUGUCCAGCUAUAUUGGUACACUCUCUACUGUUUGUUUCCUGCUAGCUUUCCUUGCUCGGAAACUUCCAGACAAUUUUAAUGAUGCGAAGUAUAUAACUUUCAGUAUGUUGAUCUUCUGUGCUGUUUGGAUCACUUUUAUUCCGGCUUAUGUCAGCUCUCCUGGAAAGUACACGGUGGCCGUCGAAGUGUUCGCUAUUUGGGCGUCAAGCUUUGGUUUGCUUAUUUGCAUUUUUGCUCCGAAAUGUUAUCUCAUUUUACUGAAACCGGAGAAUAACACAAAGAAAAACAUGAUGGGCAAAGGCUCUUCACUGUAG
Molecule: messenger RNA, 2573 nt
Organism: Stegostoma tigrinum
Lineage: Eukaryota; Metazoa; Chordata; Chondrichthyes; Orectolobiformes; Stegostomatidae
Product: extracellular calcium-sensing receptor-like
Exons: 6
Coding region: 39-2573 (844 amino acids)
Biological process (GO): G protein-coupled receptor signaling pathway
Cellular component (GO): membrane
Molecular function (GO): G protein-coupled receptor activity
Source: RefSeq, a predicted model, not a curated record